Molecule: messenger RNA, 3088 nt
Organism: Xiphophorus hellerii (green swordtail)
Lineage: Eukaryota; Metazoa; Chordata; Actinopteri; Cyprinodontiformes; Poeciliidae
Gene: spdef
Product: SAM pointed domain containing ets transcription factor
Exons: 6
Coding region: 736-1737 (333 amino acids)
Biological process (GO): cell differentiation; regulation of transcription by RNA polymerase II
Cellular component (GO): nucleus
Molecular function (GO): sequence-specific DNA binding; DNA-binding transcription factor activity, RNA polymerase II-specific
Source: RefSeq, a predicted model, not a curated record
GGGUUUCCGUUACGCGCAAUGACCCUCAGUCACUCGCCGUUUUUCUUCCUGCACAGGGCUCUGUACACCUCUUCACUCUUAUGGUCACCAAAAGAUACAUUUUACAAGUGAAUAGUAACUAACUAGUAGAUGCCCUAAUUCAAAAGACAUUUUAAAGUAAAACAAGACGUCAAGGCCAGAAAUACAACCAAAAGGAAAAGUUUGGAAAUAAAUCUAAGUGUACUUAUCAACUGAGCAUGAUUACAAUGAGGCAUUUGUCUGUAACACUUAAAGUGGCACUUUCAAUUUUCUCACUCAAGCUCUGAAGUCAGCUAUUAAUUUGGAAGGAAACUGUGCUUGCGUGGAUAUACACGAAGAUGAAGACACACACACGCUCUGGGUUGUGUGCGUAAGUAAACACAACGGCCUUAUAAAUAUAAAUUGCAGUCAAUGGUGCUGGAAUUCCUUUGCACUCAGUCACCCAGUCACUUGUCCUCUCUCCUUUCACUUUGUACACACCCCCAGCAGGUGCUUUCACUUGAGGUUUAGUUUGCUGUUGUGCUUUAGGCUGUGUCUUUUAGGUUCAGUGAAAUUGUGCCAAAAAAAAGCUUGUGAGGGGGAUCCCAGGCCUCAGCCUGGGGCUCAGCAUCAGUCAUCAAGGAAAAACAGACUGUGGACUGCCUGCUUCACCUUCGUUCAUAGGCAGAGAACCGCAUCUGCAUUGAAGCGUUCUUCCAUCAGAGCAUCUUUACAGAGAUGUCGAAUCCAGUGAGCGGCUUACCAGAGAGCUCUGGCUUUGUGUCCCGGAUUGGGAUGACAGAGGAUUCACUCGUCUUCCGCGAGCGAAACAGAUGCUCUGAAGACCCCUGGGACACAGUUGACAUCAAACCCAACAUAGAAGCUCUGGAGCGUGGAGCGGGCCUCUAUCUGUCCUGCUACGACAUGCUCCUCACUGAAGAUGCCGCCUGGGUGGUGAAAGUAUCAGAGGGGUCCACUGCACUAGCAGUACCCAUGAAUCGCAUGGAGAGCCGAGAGGAGCCAGAGCAGUGCCCUGUCAUUGAUAGCCAGGAGCAUGGACUCUCCCCUGGGCUUGAGGGUCAGAUGGAGGAUCGUUCUCUGGAGCAGGUGCAGAGCAUGGUCGUAGGGGAGGUGCUGAAGGACAUUGAAACAGCCUGCAAACUGCUCAACAUCACCCCAGACCCUACAGAGUGGAACACGGGGAAUGUCCAAAAGUGGAUGCUGUGGACUGAACACCUGUACAGGUUGCCCCAUGCAGGAAAGGCCUUCCAGGAGGUGACAGGGAAGGAUCUGUGUGCCAUGAGCGAAGAGGAGUUUCGGCAGCGCUCCCCACUGUGCGGAGACACGCUGUACGCUCACCUGGAUAUAUGGAAGUCAGCUGCCUGGAUGAAAGAGAGGUGCUCAGCUGUAGAUACCAAAGCUACAGGCUGUGAGGAGCUUUGGUCCGAGGCGGAUUCAUCCUGUUCGGGUCAACCGAUUCAUCUGUGGCAGUUCCUCCGAGAGCUGCUGCUCAAACCUCACAACUAUGGUCGCUGCAUACGCUGGCUCAAUAAAGAAAAAGGUAUUUUUAAAAUCGAAGACUCGGCUCAUGUGGCGCGACUGUGGGGACUCAGGAAGAACAGACCUGCUAUGAAUUAUGACAAGCUGAGCCGCUCCAUUCGGCAGUACUACAAAAAGGGAAUCAUUCGCAAGCCUGACGUGUCUCAGAGACUGGUCUACCAGUUUGUUCACCCAGUAUGAGGCUUCAGGAGACUGGGAUGAUGAGAAGGAGACUUAUGACAAGAAAACCAAACUAUAUCUAACAAUGCACUUGAACAAUUAAACCCAAGAUGAAAAGUGACUUUGGACACAUGCACUGAUAAACGUGCUUUCCUCUGCAGAAGCAAUGAGGAUGAGAGAAAAUAAUGCGUUUUAUGCUUCUUUUUUUUUCCUGCUGCAGAAUCAAGCAAACACAUAUUACAAUAAACAAACUGCCUUGUUGUUUGCAUGAUCUGCCUGGUGAUGGUUCCAUGAUUAAAUUCAGAUGUCACAGCUCCGCGCCUUUGCUUUAACAAACAAGCUUCAUGCAGUCGCGCCUUUCCUACUCCUAUGCUUAUUAUGACUUCUGUUUCAGUCAUCCACACCGCCACCAGGUAAUCUUGUGUUUCUGGACCUGUUAAGCCACAGCAGGCUUCUAUAUUCCAUCUGGGAAGGACAGGAAAGGACACUUCAGCAGUUUUGAUGAAUUUGGAUGCACAAGUGCAAUUCUUAAAACUUGCACUUAAAACUCUCCAUUCUGUGGUGGAGAUGAUAAGGCCAAUUUUGUUUUUGUCUUUCUCCGUGAUAAGAGUGACAUUUUCUCCAACAGCGCUGCUGAGGCGCUUCAUGGUUUAGCUUGUCAGCUGUGGUUUAUAUAGCUUUAUAUAGAUUGCAUUUUAAGUUGCUGAUGUGCGAGGACCAACAUGCUGAACCAAUUAUUCUCAAUUCACUGUCAUGUUGCUAACAUGAAAACAUCCUAAUGCAACUAUUACAGAUGUUAAAUGAAGUGGACUAGUAACCAUGACGUCAAGUGGAGUGCCUUGCAUCUUUGAAAAUAAGAUGUUCACAUUUUCCUAUAUUAUUGCUACAAAUGUUAGUGUAUUUUAUUAGGAUGAUUUUAUAUUACAGAACACACAGUAAAUGUGGAGUGAAAGGAAACAUUGUCUAAAUGUUUACAAAUAAAAUUCUGAAAAGUGCGGUGUGCAUUUGUAUUCAUCGCUGCUGAGUCCAUACUGUGAUCGACCACCUCUCUGUGCAAUCAGUUGCGAACCUUGGAGCGAACGCCUCUACCAGCUUUGAACACAAAAAUCUUGCCCAUUUCUUUCCAAAAUAUGCCGGGUACAGUCAGAUUAAAUGAAAAAUAUGCCGGGUACAGUCAGAUUAAAUGAAAAAUAUGCCGGGUACAGUCAGAUUAAAUGAAAAGCUUACCUACAUUCAUUUGGAUCUGGAACUUCAUUGUGCCAUUCUUUCAUAUGAAUAUGCCUUGAUAUAAACAAUUUUCUUGUAGCCCUGAUUGUAUGUUUACACUUGCGGUUAUGGAUGGAAAAGAAAGGGGAAAACUCAAAAGGAGAGA